AUGAAGAUUAACGGAAAAUCCACCGGGUGGUUGCUUGAUUGGGAAAGGGCCUUGGCGUUUUCCAACAAUGGAAAUAAGUGGAUGAAUAUGAUUCAGAGGGGCGCCGGUAUUUAG
Molecule: messenger RNA, 114 nt
Organism: Sclerotinia sclerotiorum 1980 UF-70
Lineage: Eukaryota; Fungi; Ascomycota; Leotiomycetes; Helotiales; Sclerotiniaceae
Exons: 1
Coding region: 1-114 (37 amino acids)
Source: RefSeq, a predicted model, not a curated record